This is a messenger RNA of Solenopsis invicta (red fire ant), 1243 nucleotides long. RefSeq lists its product as uncharacterized. The record is from RefSeq and is a predicted model, not a curated record. NCBI's taxonomy places the organism in Eukaryota, Metazoa, Arthropoda, Insecta, Hymenoptera, Formicidae. The coding region runs from base 365 to 1102 and encodes 245 amino acids. The transcript has 3 exons.
UGUGGAUGUCGGCGAGAGAGAGACGGCAGAGCGAAAGAACGACGACAGGCACGGGAUGAGUUUUGGAACGUAUCUCGCCGGCGCUCUCGCUUUUCCUCACGUUGGCCACACUGCGUCGGGUGAUGUCGACACGAGCGACACGGACACGGUUGGCGGGGGCCGCACGUCGAGAUUGGUUAUGAAACGACGAUGGGGCUCGGGCAAUUAUUUUUUUUUUAAGCAGCAAGGCACCCCAACUUAAUUCGCGCUGAUUGUCGUAACGGUGGUAGGGUAGUCAGCGAGGGACGGCGCGUGAUCGGUCGAUCGGCGUGUUGUAAGCGCAUACAGGAAAGCACGUUGUUCAUUGACACUUUAUAACAAUCAAAUGGAGACUGUUAAACACUUGUGGAAUGUCAAUCAGUUCGUGACGAAGGAGCUGGGGAUUACGCCGUUGGUUAUGGACUUGCAGUUAUUUUACAUGCAGAAAUGUAAAAAUCUCAGCAAAAUUAUAGCGCUGCCGCAGCAGAAUUUUGGACCCUUGGUAACAUGUUCGCAUUGUGGAUCACUUUGGAAUACUGUGGGUCAUCAAGUUCGGAUAUUGAGUGGCAAAAGAGUAUCUAAGUCGGUGAAGAAGAUCGUGCGAUGCAUGAAUGAAAAUCCAGAUCAAAAGAUUCCAAAAGUUCGUGCAACUCUGGUGCAGAAAUCUAUAAAAAAUGAGAUGAAUAGAUUGGUCAUUAAAUGUUCUGUUUGUUCCAAAAACACUGAAUUGCCAUUCAAGAAAGAAAGACACAUCAAGCCACUGAAAUUGAAUGAUUCACAGACAGAGACACCGCAAAGUAGUAAGCAAAGCAAAAAGAAAAAGAAAAAAUCAAAGGACAAAACUGCCGGUUUAAAUAUCUCAGGCUGCACACCUGUAUCACAUUUGAACAAGAAAGAUAAUAGUAGAACAUCUGCAAUAUCACCUGUGCUCACGCCUAAAAUAAUACGAAGUAACAAGCCAUUAUCUACUUCCUCUAAAAAACCCAAGAAAUUGAAUAUAGAACGAUUAAAACGUAUCAUGGAAAAUCAAACAACACCUGCAAAAAGAAAAAACUUGCACAGUUUUCUAUCCGAGCUCUAUUGAAAAGGUAGAUAUUUAUAUGCAAUAUGUACAUAUUGUAAAUUAUCAUUGCAUAAUAGUGCAUAAUAUUUUUUAAUAAAUUGUUAUAACAAAUGUCUGAAAUUAAUUAUUAGAAGUACAAUUAAAAUUCCAAAUUUAGAAUCA